AUGGAAAUUAUAAUUUUUCUUGGGCUCCUGGGAGCUACACUUUCUGCCCCGCUUAUCCCACGGCACCUUAUGUCUGCUAGCAACAGCAAUGAGUUACUUCUGAACCUUAAUAAUGGUCAACUUUUGCCACUGCGGCUUCAGGGUCCCCUCACUUCCUGGAUUCCUCCAUUCUCUGGCAUCCCAUUGCAGCAGCAGGCUCCAAUUCCAGGACAGCCUCAGGUCUCAUUGUCAACUCUGGACCAGCUUGUUGGACUGUUACCAAAUGAGAUUUCUUUCCCAAGACAAGUUGCUUUUGCCCAAGGAACCCAGAUUGGCCAGCUGGACCCCUCACAGCCUCAAACACCAUCACAAACCCAACAAGGCCCUAAUCCUGUAAGUCAUGUGAUGCCUUAUGUGUUUCCCUUCAAAGUGCCUCAAGAACAAGCACAGAUGCACCAAUACUACCCUGUUUACAUGUUUCUACCCUGGGAACAACCUCAACAAACAGCCACACCAUCACCCCAACAAACAGGGCCCCAGCAAUUUGAGGAACAGAUACCAUUUUAUGCUCAAUAUGGAUACAUCACACAGCCAGAAGAAACUACAAGAAGUGUACCAGGAAGACAGCAGCAAUCAGCCCUUGAUCCACUCCUCGGCACAGUGGCUGAAACUGUCCUAAUGCCAGGAGAAGGAGUGAUACCAUAUUUACAAAAAGAACUGGUGAACUUUAGGCAAGACAAAGCUGGAGUGCUUAUGCAUUCAACUUCACCCAAACCGAGCACUGCCAAUGUUUUCACGGCUGGUGUAGACCCCACUAUUGCUUCUACGCUUCCAGAAGAAAAGGCCAAGACUGACAGCCUAAGAGAACCGUAAGAUGGUGUCCUAACUAUCAAGAGUUUUUG
This is a messenger RNA of Octodon degus (degu), 881 nucleotides long. It is a transcript of the gene Odam, whose product is annotated as odontogenic, ameloblast associated. The transcript has 11 exons. The record is from RefSeq and is a predicted model, not a curated record. Lineage: Eukaryota; Metazoa; Chordata; Mammalia; Rodentia; Octodontidae. The coding region runs from base 1 to 852 and encodes 283 amino acids.